This is a messenger RNA of Chironomus riparius, 6599 nucleotides long. Lineage: Eukaryota; Metazoa; Arthropoda; Insecta; Diptera; Chironomidae. The record is from the annotation of a GenBank genome assembly.
GCUUCCUGUAGUUAAGAGGUGAAAUCGCGAUGUUAUAAACUCAAGCUCAAAACUUUUUUUUCGUGUGAUAUUUUUUUGAUAAAAAGUCAAGUGAAAAAGAAAAGUUCUUCAAAUAAGGUAGAGGGAAGAAUUUAAUUUAAAUUUAAAGGAAAAGGAAAGAUGAAGAAGUGAAAUGAAAUAAAAUAGAGGAAUUCCAAUUUAUGGACGAGAGAAAAAAAAAUUAAAAAUAAAGUUUUUUAAAUGCAAACAAAUCUGAUAGAAGUGAAGUGAAGUUGUUUUAUAUGUGAUACGAGUGCUACGAAGCGAUAACUUUUUCCUUCAUCAUCAUCACAACAUAAUAGCUACAUUUAUUGUGCUAUAUUUAGUUGGACUUUUUUUUCUAUAGCCUGAGAAAACAUGAAAAUGCCAUUUGGAUAAAACGGACAAAAGUUUUUCAUUUUUUUUUGCUACUCGAAUUAUAACUGAAUCAUAAAUCUUAUAUUACUUUGGAUUUUAUUAUAUAUCUGCCACAUAUAUUUUAUUAUAUCUAUACACGUCUCACUCACAGUGUAUAUGUGUGUGCCCAGGUCAAGUGAUCACUAGAGCUUUGACAAGCACUAAUAAGCAAUUGAACAAACGGAAGUGGAAAUAAACUCUUGAGCAAAAGAUAAAGCACAACAAGCUAAAAUGGAUACAAUUUAUAGUAAUAAAAAAUAUUUACAAAACCUCAGUGCCGCAGAUUAUUACAGAACAGGCACGAUGCGACCGACGACAAAUGAAUAUGCAUCCUAUCACAACACAAUGAGUCGACGAUCACUUUUUGGUAGUCAUUAUUCACAUCAGCCCAAUAUCUCAAAAUACAACAAAUAUUCAUAUCCAUCGGAUGUUAGUUUAAGUAGCCAUUACGGAUACACAUCAUGGGGUUUAUGGCGCGAUACUGGUCAUCUAUCACCAUCAGUUUACUCUAAAAAACGAAUAAAUAUUCGAUCGUUUUCGAUUCUCAUCAUGUCAGCUGCUUUCAUUGUCCUAUUGGCAGUAUUAUCAGUCGCAGGCUUAGCAUUCUAUUUCAGUACAUUCAAAUCGGAUUCAACUGAGUCGAUGCUCGUUUUCGAUUGUGGAUUUCGAAUCGCAAAGGGCGAUAUAUGGGUAUCACAGUUGAAAUAUAACCAAACACCAAUAUUUCGACAGAAAGCUGCUUUUUACACCAAAUUUAUCGAAAUGUCAUUGGAACAUGGAAAUUUUAAUGUUGCUAAAACCGAUAUAAAUAGUUUUGGAAAUGGGCCAGACAUCCAAUUGAGCUUUCGCAUUUAUUUGGACAUGAGGAAAAUACAAAUGACAAUAACGAAUGUCGAGGAGCAUAUUAAAAAUGCAUUCGUAAGCGAAACAGGAAUUUCUGAUUCAACAUAUCGUAAUAUGAAAAUCGAUAUUGACACAAUUGAAAUUAAGCGACAACUUGAUCCUGAAAUUUUGCAGAAAGCUGCAUUUAUAUAUGAACAGCAGUCACAAGAUAUAUUGACAACAUUAAUGCCCACAACGGUAAUUCCACUGGAUGAUUUACAAAUGUCAACUAGAAAAGUUAAUGGAACGACGGCUGAAAAGUCAAAACUUAAACCAUCAACGCAAACACCUCACACGACGAGGGGUGGAAGUAAGCCUAAAAUUACCCCCAAGCCGCUACAGGAGAGUGACAUUGAUACAGAAAAUUUGCCAGUUAUACAAGGUUCAUUUGAAAUUACAAAAACGGAUGCGGAUAUAGCACAAAAACGUGCAAACGCGCGUCCUGCAUCGACUGCAUCGUUAACGCCAAAUACACUAAAGCCAUUCUAUAUUAGUCCCGCAUCGUCAAUCAAAGUAAAGUCUAGUGGACAUUCGACUUCAAGUUCAACAACGGCACAAACAACAGUAAAAAAAAUAAUAAUAACGACAACAACUAUGGCGAGUACGACAGCAUCAAAAGCUGACAAUAUUGUGGAUAUGUUUUUGCAGCAUCAGAAAAAUUUGCAAAAGCAACAAAAAGUAAAGGAAUCGCCAGUGACGGCAAAAAUUGAAAAAACAAACAAGAGCGGUGAGACAAUAAAAGCGACAGCAGGAGAAAUUGUGACAGAAAGUAUUAUGGCAACAUCAACAACAUUGCAAAUGACUACAAAUGCACCGCAUGAGUAUGUUGGAAGUAGUGACAUCGAAAGCCAAAUCAAUAAUAAAGAUUUGCCGAAAUUGGAUGUUAGCCUUUUUACAAGCGCACCAAUUUUGGAUAAUGAACCGUGGCGUCCAAUCAAUCCAUCACCGGAACAAGUAAAAACACAACAUCUACCUACUGCUGCUCACACAUCAGAGUCCACAUCAUCGUCGUUAUCGUCGUUAAGCACUGAAAUGCCACCAUAUCGAAGUCCAUUCAAUCCAAAACCAAAUGAGAAUGUCAUAUAUCGUAACAAGUUUGCUGAUCCUGAUGCUACAUAUCCAGUCAAAGACAGUGGUGAAUCGAUUUCAUAUCAAAGCUUUUAUAAUCCCGAUUUCUCAGCGGGUAGUUUAGAGAUAGAAAAGCUUGGCAUUGCCGAUGUAAAACCAUAUCCAUUGCCUGUAAAUAAAAUUGAUAUAAGCGAGGAAGUUACUAAUCCAGAACAAUCGUCUCAAAUGGAAAUGCUGAAUGAUAAUAAAAAAUUAAUGAUUGAUACGUCAAAUGUCAAUUACGAUGAGAAUAAAUUCGAGCAUUUGGGUGGCGGUGUAAUUGCAAAGAAGCAAGACAAUAGCAGCAGCAGUAGCACGAGCGCUCCAACAACAAUUAGCAGUAAUGUUCUCGAAGAUGACAUCAUGCAAUCAAAUAUGAAUGCUACAAAUGAUGCAGCACAAUCUGGUGUACAAAUGACGAAAAAUGUCACAGAUACGGACACAAGUCUCGAUGACAUUUUCCAAGAGCUGCUAGAUAAUAAUAGCGUGACAUUAAACAAAACACAAGACGACGUGCUAGAAUCAAGAAUUGUGUCAGAUGAUGAAGAAACAGAGAAUGAUGAUGACGACGACGAGAAUGCUUAUGAUGAAGUGUCUGCUGCUGCUGAAGAUGAGAAAAUUUUGACAACGACUCCAAAAUUAAACUUUAUGAAUAUGAAAAAUUUCAUAAUGCAAAUGAAGCACAACAAAUCGUCAUCUGAAAAUUCAUCGCAUUCAUUAGAGGAUAUUUCUGAUGAAAGUACUACUUACAAGUCACCAUUGUCUACGUUGACAUUUGAAAUUGCUACAGCAACAAAAGCAUUCAACGAUAUCGGUGCCUUUACAACGCUUAAACCCACAACCACAUUUGUCGAGGUGGAUACUGUCAAAUACACCCCAUCGCCAUUUGUUAAAACCAGUACGAGUAGUAAUAGUGCUAGUAUCAUCUCAGAACCGCAGCUCUUUCCAUCCAUUUCGAAAUGGGAGUUUGUCAAUGGCACUCGUACAAAUAAUAGCAGUGAAGUGAGUCUCACAAAGAAAGUCUUUAAUGAAACUCUACAGGCGGUAGUUGUGGAAAAUUCUCAAACAGCAUCACAUGUUACACAUUUAGAUGAUUUGAAAGCCAAUCAGACUGUAGAUAAAGGAAAUUUGCAGCAAUUGUCAUCGAUUUUUGAUACGCUAGCAGCUAAAUUGGGUAUAAAGCCAGAUGUUUCGAGUAAAGUGCCACCAUUCUCACAAUAUACACAGAAUAAAAUCAAGCAAAAUGCUAAUAACAAUAAUCAGUUGAGAACGACAACGAUUACGGUGCCGAGAAGGAAUUUGGGUAGCACAACUAAACAGUAUGUUACACGAACAACCACAAAAACCGCAAAGAAGUCUCCAGCACCUAUGUCAUCGACAACAAUGACGUCAACAGCACGAGCAGUUACAAAAGUUUCAAGUGACCCCACAAGAGGUUAUGAAUUGUCAUCGGAGACAGUGAUGGGACAAGCUGAAGUUGAAGCUGUAGAUCCGACACAAUACGAAGAAAUUUUAUCGUUGGCAUCAUCACCAAUAACGAGACGAUUUAUGUCCACAACUCCAUCACUUGUCACAUUAAUGCCUGUGAAAUCGAAUUCAGGCAUUCGUAAUUUUAAUCCAAGACUUAAAAUAGCAUCAAAUAGUCAAACGUCAAGUGAGACACGGAACUUGGAAACAGUAGUUAAAGCUUCAAUGUCAUUUGAUUCAUAGAUAUUUGUGGGACAUUUGGGAAUCGCAUGAAAAAUUGGAUUUUUAUCUCCAACUAAAGAAAUAGAAUAAAAAAAAGAACAGAUUCAGCCUAAAGGAAAGUUAAAAACUCUUUUGGGAAAUAAAAUAUAUAAAAAAAAAGUUGGAACAAAAAUAUUUCUGCUACCUUUUUGGGACAAGCACUUUAUUGCAUACCACUAAGCAUAACAGCAAUAAUGAUAAAUUUAAAAGAAUGAAACUUUAAAAAUAAAACUGAUGAGUUUAAAAAGUUAAAUUUAGAAUUAAGGGAUUUUAGAGCGCAUUUCUUGGGAUGCUUGAUUUUGUAAUUGUUUUAACUGCGAAUGGGAUAUAAUGAUGGCGUGUCUUAAAAUUGAGUACCUUUACGAAUGCCAGCCAUGUUGGGUACGUCAUUAAAAACAUUACAAUAACCAUCCUCAAAGCAUAAAGCUUAUUCCAUUACUAACCCCUACACACGCACUUCCAAAUAUUUUUCUCAAUUUUGCUGAUCUAUUUUUUGCAUGAAAUAAAGAUUAAGCACUCGAGAACGAAACAGGAAAAAUCGAUAAGAUAGAGUCUUAAGAUGGUUUGAUAGGAAUUGAUUGAACGAAAUUUGAUAUUAAGUCUCGAUGAUGAAUGAAAAAUUACUUCCAACAUUUUUGUGUGAAUGCUGAAAAUGUGACAUAAUUAUAAAUUAACAGUAAAUGGCUUUUGUGGUUUGACGACUUGACAAACCGCAAUGAAAUGCAAAUUACAAAAUCUGAGAAAUGCGCUGAAAAAAAAAGUAAUCAAAAUUAACAGAAUUUUAAAGAGAAUUGGGUGCUUAUUUACUUUAACUUCAGCCUGUCUCGUCUUGUUUACUCACAAAAAGGGGCAGAUCGUAUGUUUUGUAACUCUAAAGUGUGUUCAAGUUUCGAUUUGAUCUUAAUCUUCUAAUUCCAUUUGGGGCCGUUCACUUAUGACGUCCGGGGGGGGGGGGGGUCAGCAAGAAAAGAACAAUAGACAUUCCUGGAAAUCUAAUGUUCUUUUUUGAAAAAUGACCUGGGGAAAGGGUGUCGAAAAUUACCAUUUUAGCGUUACAAAACUUGCGAACGACCCCAUAAUAAUGUUGAUGAUGACUUUAAUAAAUAAAUUACAAGACUAAACUCAUAAUAAAAGAAAGAAAUUCAUCUUGCUCUCAUAAAUAUCUAAUAAAGGCAAAAGGGCAUUUUGGAUUAAUUUUUAACACACAAGCAAUAGCUGGAUAUGAGACGAGAGGCUCCCCAAAAAAAAAGUUUUGAAUUUGGGCACAGAAUGAAAUUCUCAGGCUGAAUUUAAAUAACGAUGCGGAAGAAAGGAAAAGAGAAAGACAUCAUAAAGAUGAUAGAAAUUACGAACUUUCCUUUCGUUCCUUUAAACCAUAAUAUUUUUAUGUCCCUUUUCGAUAAUAAGUAAAUUCAUAUUUUAGGAAUACGAUAAUAUUUAUAAUACAUAAAAAGACUUUGUACUUGAACUGAGGCUUUCCUUCGUCGUAUUUUUUGUGUGUGAGCUUUUCAUAGACUUUAUUUAUUUAUGGGAUGGAAGCUGGCUGUGGUCAUAUUGGCUUUAAACAUGUUCGUCCUUAAAGUUUUCUUGAAUUUUUGAAUAUUUUGUUAAAAAUUCAAAUCUUAUUUGACAGUUUAAAAUUCCAAUAUUAUUUGAUAGCUCAAAAUUCAAAUAUUUUUCGACUGUUAAAUAUGAAUUUUAAUUUGAUGCUUGAAAAAACUUUGAAUCUGACCCAAAAGCAGUCAAAAUUCACCCCUCAAAUGUCCACAGCAUGAGCCCAAAAUAAGAAAGAAAUCUGUCAAAAGAGAAGGAAGCAACAAAAAACUGAUUGUCAACCGAUUACAUGUGGGUAGUUCUCGUUGAAUGAGGGAUAAAGGGAAUAAAAAAAAAAUCAUUUCAAUGAAGUAAGGAGCCAAAAAGAGCCUUAGGAUCUCAUUCAUUUAGAAAAUUUCUGUUGAUGGAUUUUAUUGAAAAGCUCAUUCAUGAAGAUUAAGUACCUCAGUGAUGGUUACAUAAGCAAUAUAAUGUGGAUGAAUACAUGAUACUUUUCAUGUAACCACCGCAUGAGGUUAGUCUAAUAUCUUGAUUGAUUAUACUGAGGGAUUAUUCUUUUGAAUUAUUUUUUUUAUUCAUCCUCUCCUUCCUUCCUUAUAUGCUGUUACUGAAGAAAAAGAAAUCAAUUCCUUUCCCCUUAUAUUUAUUGAAUUAAAAGAAAAUUUCCUCGUAUAACGUAAAAUAAAAGAAGAUAUUCUUAGUAUGGACCUGCUGUAUAUUUUCGUCUGUACUCAAAAAAAAUAUUCGCAUUUUUUAUGUCUAAUAAGAAACUUUUUUAUCAUUUUUAUUAUUAUUUUCUUUUAUUAAUUUUAAACGAACGAGAUAGACGAUGAGAGAGAAAGUUGUUGUAUUAAUUUACGAGUGAAUGACCAAACAAUAAAUUUGAAGAUAUU